Molecule: messenger RNA, 2703 nt
Organism: Magallana angulata
Lineage: Eukaryota; Metazoa; Mollusca; Bivalvia; Ostreida; Ostreidae
Product: FAD-dependent oxidoreductase domain-containing protein 2-like
Exons: 11
Coding region: 722-2515 (597 amino acids)
Molecular function (GO): flavin adenine dinucleotide binding; monooxygenase activity
Source: RefSeq, a predicted model, not a curated record
UUGACGGUGAUGGGGUAAAAUGCUGCAAACCAAAUUAACACCAUCUGAAGAACUUUAAUUGGCAAUUAACCGGACGCAUCUUGCUGCUCAUCUACCUUAGAGAUUACGGUUUUUUGGCGUGUGUGUGUGUGCAUGUUUGAAUCUUUCCAGAAAGGAGAGAAAAAUUCGCCAAGAUGUAUAUGCCUGGAUUUUGUGGUAAUUAUAACUGAAUCCUUCAAAAUGUCAAAGCAAUUGCGACCUGAUCAAUCUAUUCAACGUAAGACAAACUAUCAUUUGAAAAUAAUUUGGCUGGUAUCGGAAAUUGCCGACUGUAAUAUUUAAUGCCACGGCAGCUGUGUCUUUCUGCUGGAGACUCUGAAGGUUACCCAACAAAAACUAUCGACAAAGCUAGAACCACUUCUCCUGUACUCCUCGGCAAACCAUUAGGAUAAUUAGUUGCGGGGAUCUUUGAAUGGUUUGGUACAAAUUACAUGAGGAUCGCUGGAUAAUGAUAUACAAAAUCAUUAAACUUACACAAUGCUAUCUGAAGUGAUACUGAUCUCUCGGUUAUGCAAUCAUUUUAACUUGAUACUUCUCCGAUGAAGUGCCGGAAUUUUAUUUUAUGAAACAGUGAAAAAAAAAAUAAGAAGUUUUCUAAAGAAGGAACCUGCAAAUCAGAGGGAAAUAGCGAAAAAAAGACAGAGGCUCGAACCCUAUAAUAAAAUAUUCUGAUACAACAAGAAUGGAGUAUAGUUUUGGAUUCAUGUUUGUGGGAUUCUUGUUGGUGACAGGGAGCGCGUCCCCCAUAGAACAUGAUUACUGUGUGAUAGGCGCCGGACCCGCGGGACUACAGAUUGGAUACUUCCUACACAAGGCACACAGAAAUUAUGUCAUAUUGGAAAAAUCUUCUUCAGCAGGGUCAUUCUACACUAAAUACCCCAUUCACAGGAAGUUGAUUAGCAUCAACAAGAUUUACACGGGGCGGGACAACAAGGAGUACAAUCUACGUCACGACUGGAAUUCGCUCCUUAGUGACGACGACCGGAUGUUGUUCAAACAGUUCUCCCGCCAAAUGUUUCCGCCAGCAGAUGUCAUGGUCACGUACUUGGAUUCUUAUGCUCGCCAUUUUAACCUUACCAUUCGUUACAACACAGAAAUAUCUGAUAUCCAUUCCCUCCAUGGAAAUGCAUCUACGAAAAUUGGAAUGAAGGAUCAAAAUGGAAACAAUUAUUUGUGUCGGGUAGCCAUUGUGGCCACUGGUAUCUGGAAACCACGUAUUCCGGAUAUUCCUGGACAUGAACUUAUGGACGGAUACGAGGACCUUUCGCUGAACGCUUCAGACUAUGAGGGCAAAUCAGUCAUGAUUCUAGGUCGUGGAAACUCCGCUUUUGAGACUGCCACUGCGAUCUACGACAAGACGAAUUUCGUCCACAUGGUGGGUAGACAUCGGCUCCGCUUUGCAUGGGAAACCCAUUAUGUCGGCGAUCUAAGGGCCGUGAAUAACGAGUUGUUGGACACUUACCAGCUCAAGUCUCUGGACGGACUAUUGGAGUACGACAUCAACGAUUACAAGGUGGUCCGGCAGGGCGGACACCUGUACCUGAGAGAGAACCCACCCCCGGGCAGUCAAUGGGAGGAGUACGACAAUGACCCCCUUUUGACUCCAUACGACAAAAUCAUCAGAUGUCUUGGCUUCCAGUUUGAUUCUUCAGUUUUUAGAAAAGUGUCUGAUGUUGCUUCGAGGCCCUCACAGAAGUACCCAUUCAUAGACUAUGAUUACCGAUCCCCAGUGGUUGACGGUCUAUACUUCACAGGGACUAUAGCGCACUCUCUUGACUACAGACAAUCAGCAGGGGGAUUCAUUCACGGUUUCCGAUAUUCAGCACGCGUUCUUUCUAAGAUAUUAAAUUGGCGAUACCAUCAAGAGAGAUGGCCAUCGGAGAUUCUCCCACUGUCAAACUUGACGACUGCCAUCAUCAGACGAGUGAACGAAGCUUCCGGUCUUUAUCAGAUGUUUGCGUACCUAGGAGAUAUCAUUCUCUUGAGCAAAGAUGGAUUGUGUGAAUACAUCGAAGAGUACCCCGUAAAGCUCAUACACAAGUUUAGUGAAGUGGCGGGUAUUGAUACACGAAACAAACAGGUGCUUGUUGUUCUGUUACAAUAUGGCGAAGGUUUCCACGGACCGGAAGAGGAUGUGUUCCGGGUAGACAGGGCCGCCACCGACCCCGAGUACGCCGACUACUCGAAUUUCCUCCACCCUGUCGUCCAUUAUUUCCAAGAAAUCCCAAAGGAGCAAAAUAUAAGAAGAAAAAAAUGGAGUCAUCCCCUACCCCCCGCUGACAAGAUACACCACGUUUUGGAGGACUUCUCCGCUAUCUGGGACAGGCCUCUGACCCAUGUAAAGCCACUGGAUGUGUUUUUGAGACGCACUUUGAAAGACCUGUACAACAUAAAAUGCGCGUCAACAACCAAUAUGUUUUCUCAGUAUUCAAUCUCGUCCAAGUCAUUGGACUUGCAGCACUGUAUUGCUACAUAAACAACAUGAAUAUGUAAAUAAAGUAUGUGUAUUAAAUGAAAAAGGCUAUAAUUGAAUGAGUUUACUACAAGUACUUUUAAGUCAUAGUUUCGAGUGUGUUCAUAUAUGCAGUGUUAUAGAAACACAAGAUAUUCAAAUGUGUACAUGGCGCAUUUUACAGAAUCAAAAUUUUGAUUUGAUUUGAACAU